GCUUCUUCUCCUUUUCCCCCUCCAUUGUCCCCUCGCAUCACCCAUCAAAAUGGCCUUCGGAAAACUCUACGGUCUCCCUGACAACGGUCGCACCAUCGCCGUCCUUGUCGCUGCCAAGAGCAACGACUUGGAAUUGGAGCUCGUCAAGACCGAAGCCAGCUCGGCUGCUUCCUUCAACCAGUCCGCGGAAUACCGCAAGAUCGCCCCCCUAGGCAAGAUCCCAGCCUUCGAGGGUGCCAACGGCUACACUCUUUCUGAGGUCAUUGCCAUUGCUAUCUAUAUAACUUCCCAGAAUGAGAAGACCACUCUUCUAGGCAAGACCAAGCAGGACUAUGCCUCCAUCCUGCGGUGGUUGUCGUUCUUCAAUGCCGAAGUUCUCCCCAAAUUCGGUGGCUGGUAUCGCCCUCUUCUGGGCCUGGACCCUUACAACAAGAAGACUGUCGAUGAUACCUCCAAGGCUGCUCUGAAGGCCACCGCAGUCCUUGAGUCUCAUCUCACUGCCAAUACCUACCUGGUUGGCGAGCGUAUCACCCUCGCAGACUUCUUCGGUGCUGCUCUUCUUACUCGUGCUUUUGCCACUGUCUUGGACAAGGCCUGGCGCUCCAGUAACCCUGCUGUGACCCGGUGGUACGAGACCAUUGUCAACCAGCCCGCCUUCAAGGCCGUUGUUGAGAAGCCCAUCCUCGUUGAGGAGGCUAUCAAGUACGUUCCUCCCAAGAAGGAGGAGAAGCCCAAGGCUGCCCCCAAGGCCGCUCCUGCUCAACAAGAAGAAGAGCCCAAGCCUGCCCCUAAGCCCAAGCACCCUCUUGAGGCCCUUGGCAAGCCUACUUUGAUCCUUGAUGACUGGAAGCGUCAGUACUCCAACGAGGACACCCGCCCUGUUGCUCUCCCCUGGUUCUGGGAGCACUACAAGGCCGAUGAAUAUUCCCUAUGGAAGGUCGACUACAAAUAUAACGAUGAGCUCAAGCUUACUUUCAUGGCUAACAACCUAAUCGGUGGUUUCCAUGCCCGUCUUGAGGCCUCACGCAAGUACAUCUUCGGUGCUCAGUCCGUCUAUGGUACUAACAACAACUGCCUCAUCACCGGUGUCUUCAUGAUCCGUGGCCAGGACCACGUCCCCGCCUUCGAUGUCGCUCCUGACUGGGAGAGCUACAGCUUCACUAAGCUCGACCCCACCAAGGAGGAGGACCGCAAGACUAUCGACGACCUUUGGGCCUGGGAUGUCCCCGUUGUCGUUGAUGGCAAAGAGUACCCCUGGGCUGACGGCCACGUCUUCAAAUAAACAAGUUCAUUAGAUAGUAAACUGGUGUCAAUUUGGGUUCACUGUUGUUGGGUCCUGGUUGUGCACUUCCAUACCUUCCGAUAUCCUUGAAUGCUGUCGGGCGGUUCCAGUCCACAAAGGCAUGUAGGACAACAUCGCCUGGAGCCUCACCACCUUAAUGCCUAUGACGCUUCCGACUACACGCAUUACGUAUUUUCUUGUCGAAUAUCCCCCUUAAAAAAUGAGUAUGCGCUGAUGUUGAACGUCGUGUCACGCUUACGAUAUGAAUAAAUUGGAACGAUAGCUAUAGCUAGUUCUCAAAAAGGAACAUAAUUGAAUCAGCAGUAGUCUUCG
Messenger RNA from Monascus purpureus, 1615 nucleotides. The record is from the annotation of a GenBank genome assembly. Lineage: Eukaryota; Fungi; Ascomycota; Eurotiomycetes; Eurotiales; Aspergillaceae.